This is a messenger RNA of Pseudomyrmex gracilis, 4387 nucleotides long. It is a transcript of the gene wit, whose product is annotated as bone morphogenetic protein receptor type-2. Gene Ontology annotation, molecular function: ATP binding; transforming growth factor beta receptor activity. The transcript is spliced from 12 exons. The coding region runs from base 486 to 3350 and encodes 954 amino acids. NCBI's taxonomy places the organism in Eukaryota, Metazoa, Arthropoda, Insecta, Hymenoptera, Formicidae. Gene Ontology annotation, cellular component: plasma membrane; signaling receptor complex. The record is from RefSeq and is a predicted model, not a curated record. Gene Ontology annotation, biological process: cellular response to growth factor stimulus; protein phosphorylation; BMP signaling pathway.
UAGCUGAGUACUUCUAGCAUAAAACUACUUCAACCAAUUCAAGCAUUUAGUCGCAAGUCUUAUUUGAAUUGACUGAAUUACGUUGGUCAAAUCAGCCAAUCAACCAACGUGAUUCACCGACAGCGAAUAUAUCGGAACGCAGCUAGUACAAUACUGUGACUGAUCGCGAUGCGUUCGUGAACGCGCGAUUAAAACGCGACUCAAUGAAUACGGCUUGGCUGUCAAAUUGUACGAAUAUUCGGCCGACUCUUCUUUCGAAUGCGCUUGGCAGCGUCUUGAGGAUACGUGCGAUGCCGUGUCCAACGACAACUUCGAUAUUACAACGUGCAAACUGUAUCGAACUUUUUUUACGAAGCCCACUGAGCGAAAUAUGAAUUCAGAAUCUCAACAGACACUGUUGUUUAUUACUGCAAUGAAAGAUGCCAAUUCUUAAGGAGUUGUGUUUCUGAAGUGGUUCUGGUUCAAGAGGCCUGAGCUAAAGCACAAUGAGAACCAUUGUAUCAGUUACUCUGAUCAUACUGCUAUAUGGCGUUGUGCUUAUAUUAAGCUUAGUUCCCAUCAAUGCCAUUAGGAUAUGUGCCAGUAGGAAGAAAAACUUUGAAACUCUUUCUUUGAAACAAAAUUCAACUGGUAUAUCUCAAGAUGGAUCCAAUGACCAAAAUGUAAACAAAGAUAUCAAAUUUGAAGAAUGUAAUAAUUUCUGUCAUGCUUUGUGGCAAGAGAAUAAGACUGCAAAUGGUACUAAAAUUACAAUUUUGUCUCAAGGUUGUUGGAAACAAUCUGGUGAGCAAAAAUGUGAAAACAUCGAGUGUGUUGCUCUUCAAAAAUCUACAAAAGCUUUGAAUAAUACCAAAUUUUGUUGUUGCGAUGGGGAUUAUUGUAAUCUCAAUAUUACAAGUUCAAACUUAACUUAUUCGGAUAACAAAGUGUUUAAUUCAUUUUCAGCACAAAAAAAUCAGACAACUACGGGAUGGACAAAUUUUAUUACAGUACUCACUAUAGUAUGUACAUCAUUGAUAAUGUGUUUUAUAGUGAUCUCAUAUAAAUAUUUAUCGUAUCGUAAGGAUGCGUUCAUACACAGAUUAGAAAAAGCAAUAGCUUAUAGCGAUCAGUCUACAGAGAGUACAACAUUAAGAACUGGUACUUACAUGGUUGAUCACUUGAAACUUACAACUAUUGUAGGUCAAGGACGAUAUGGAUCAGUUUGGCAGGGCAGUAUGGGGGAUCAAGAUGUUGCAGUCAAAAUAUAUCCUUCGCAUUAUCGCAAUUAUUUUCAGAACGAAAGAGAUACUUAUUGUUUGCCUUUUAUGGAGCAUCCUUCAUUAUUAAGCUAUUACGGUGUGGAUGAAAGAACAAGCAUGGAAGGCAGUGUUGAAUAUCUUCUGGUGCUGAGUUUUGCUCCAGGUGGUAGUUUAACAGACUUCUUACGAACACACACUAUAGAUUGGACUACAUUCUGCAAAAUGAGUCUUACGAUAGUAAAAGGACUUGCUUACUUGCAUACAGACAUACGUAAAGGAGACAAAUUCAAACCAUGCAUUGCACAUAGAGAUAUAAAUUCAAGAAAUAUACUAAUCAAAGCUGACGGUACUUGCUGCAUAUGUGAUUUGGGUUUAGCAGUUCAAAUCUCAGGGUCGAAGUAUUACUCUAAUGGAGAAGAACAGCAUGUUGAACUAAAAUCAAUCAAUGAUGUCGGCACUCUAAGAUACAUGGCACCAGAAAUACUAGAAGGUGCUGUCAAUUUACGAGACUGCGAAAGUUCUUUAAAACAAAUAGACGUCUAUGCAAUGGGAUUAGUUCUUUGGGAAUUAGUGACGAGAUGUUCCGAUAUUUAUGUUCCUGGAUCUGAAGUGCCGCAGUAUAAACAGCCAUAUGAAAGUGAAAUAGGUCUUCAUCCGACAUUUGAACAGAUGCAAGUGUUAGUGUCGCGUAACAAAGCUAGACCACUUCUAGAAGGUAACUUAAUAGAUAGACCAGGAGUGCGUUUGAUUAAGGAAACUAUGGAAGAUUGUUGGGAUGCUGAUGCUGAAGCUCGUUUGACUGCUUUGUGUAUAGAAGAACGACUUUCAGAAUUGCAGUCUUAUCGUGUUACAAUGCAUUUUACUGACGGAAGUCCAAUGGUAAAUUCUCAUUGCACCUUAGUGCCUUCAACGACGAACAGUCUUUAUAGCGAGUCUUCGCAUCACGAUAAUGUACAUGUUCAACUUGCACUGAACAUAGGGCAAGAUGGUAACGUUAAUGAUAGUGCAAUAACAGAAAACUUGGUUACAUUAUCACCAUCUGACAGUACUGCUCACGAACAUAAUUUUAAAAAUUCGAAUGAAGUAGCCACAUAUAAUCAUACUCAAAUGCUUCAACCAUACCAAGGCAGGAAUCCGUGUAUGGAAAGAAAUUUAAUGUUACAAUCAGAUUCCUUAGAAGACUUAAGCUGCAAUGGCAACAUUCUUGUCGAUAAGUCUUUGAAACAUACAUGCAACGAUCAAUAUAAGAUUGCCACGGAAGCACAAGGACUGGUUUCGCAUGAUUACUUAAGCCAACACACUACCCAAUUAACACAGCUUAGGCCAGCGACGCCUAUACCGUAUGUUCAAAAUGUCAUUUCCGACGAAGGAUCGUCUUCAUACAGCAAACGAAAACAGACGAAUGUAUAUGAUUCGUCUUUUCAAGAAAGUCCACGAAAAAAAUUGUUUGCGUGGCCAAAUUUUAAAAAAUUACUCAUUAACAAAAAGAUGUAUCAUUACAGCAGAUACCAAAUAGAUAGGGAAGAUUCUAAGUCAAAUUUAUUAGCCAAGCAAAAUGUUCAGAUUAAAACUGUCGAGACAAACGUAACAAUCUCGCCUGGAGGAAAAUAUGUAAAUGGCAUUAUUAGUAAAACGUCUACUUCAACAGUACCUAUAGAAAAAAAUGACAAAAAUAUCGCACAAACAGAAAAGCAAAAACAAUAUGAAAACGAUAGCGCGUCUUCCAAUGGGCGUCCUUCCACUUUACCGCUUGUAAACUUACAGAACAAAAAGAGAGAAAAUAAUCUUAGUAGGCAACAAAGCAUCGAUAAAUUUAACGAAGUUUUUAAUGUGGGUUCAAACGUAAAUAAUGUAUUGAAGGAUCCUCAUAUGAGAAUAAAAACACCAGGUGAUUUACCGCCGUCUGUUAGAAAAAUUCGUGGUCGUGCACAAUCAACUGCGAGAUUUUCGCUUUACGACGAUCGUAUGAUGUGCAAUAUUCUCAAUGAAGAAGAUGAUCGAAAUGACAAAGCUAUUUGGAAUUCUGUGCCAUUUGGUAUGGAUCUCGGUAAUAACGAUGGAAAAUAUUCACCAACGAAACUCAGUACCAAAAAUGUUACGUGCUUUUAAUCAGAUACGAUGUAUUACUGUAUUUAUAUCAUUUUCUUGUUUUAUAUAUAUAUGUAUAACAAAAUGUAUACACACGUACAUAAUUUAUAGUUUACAAACAACAAGAAUGCUGCAGGACACCUUCAGCUUCAAUUUGUGUAUAGAACCUGUCUAUAUCGAUAAGUAAGAUUUUAUACUCGAUAUAAAUUACUAAAAUAUAUGAACACACAAAAACGAUAAUGAAAUUAAAAAUAAAUUAGAAGAAUAUUAUAUACAUAUAUAUUCUUCAAAGAUUCAUGCUAUUCGAUUAAUUUAUCAUGUUAUAAUUACAGUAAUGCUUUGUAUUAUAAAUAAUUUUUACUGAAGAGUAGAUGAUAAUAGAUGGCAAGUGCAACAUUUAUGGAUAGAAAAUAGAAAAUCAAAUUGAUCUGCAAUCGAUAUUUGCUGAACAAGAAAUUAGUUUAUUCAUAACUGUUCUACAUAAUACUUGUGAGUCACAUCUCUUCUUCGUAUUCUAGUUCGUGUUCUUUUCUCUCAAUUUAAUAUUUGUAGAAUUAACGAAUUCAGUGUAAUUAUAUAAACAUAGACAAUCAAUGUCAACAUUUACAUCACGCCAAAAGAUAUUAGCAUCUUGAUGAUAUAACCAUAUUUUAUUCCUUUUUUGCAGCAUUUAAAGGUAUAAUAUCUCUAUGUAAUGUAAAUCAACAAUCUCUCUUAAUGUUAAUAUUUAUAAAAUAUUCUGCAUUUGUAUGUGUGGAUAUAUAUUAUAAUAGCUCUCAAUGACUUAUGGAGAUUAUAGAUGAAAGUAACAUGCGCAAAAAGAAUUUAAUUUUUUAUUAUUUUAGAUAUUUUAUAUCUGAGAAGAAAUACUUUGUAUUUUUUUCAUAUAUGUUUUGAACAAAUCUGUGUCUAAAAACGUGUUAUUUAUUAAUAUGCAACAAUUAUAUACAUAUAAUUUAUCAAAUACUUAUUUGGAAAUCUUACAAUUACUGCAGAAGUUAUAAAUAUAUACAAGAUGACUGUAAUUAUUAAAAUAGAUAUAGCAAAAAGAUAUAUAU